Molecule: messenger RNA, 1194 nt
Organism: Fusarium sp. VM40
Lineage: Eukaryota; Fungi; Ascomycota; Sordariomycetes; Hypocreales; Nectriaceae
Source: the annotation of a GenBank genome assembly
AUGGAGAGUCUUGACAGCAUAAACAACGAGUUACGCAGUCUUUUGCUGCAGCAUUUCCAAGUCGUAGCUACCCACUCCCAACGCCAGGACCAGUGGUACAAACGCUCGUACCAAUCAUUCGUAGCGGAGCAUGGUGAUCACAAACCGUUGAUCGUUGUGCCACGCGACUCUAGAGAGGAAUGGGUUCCCCAUGUACGUCGGUUCGCGGCUCUUCUCGUCAACGAACUAGAAAUCGCUGGCAAAGAACCAAGCGCCAAAGAACGGCCUUCGGAAACAAAGCUCUUCUCAAACCGGGUCCUUGAUGAGUCACAUGCGCGACCGCUUUGCCGAGCGAUCUGUGGUUCGAAGCUGAUGACGCCUGAUAUGAUGCAGAUGGCCUGGUGGACAUCAAACACCAGGUCGUCAAACAAAUUCGGAGAUGGUCACAGAUGUGGUCGCCUUGAGGGAGUCCAGGCUUUGAUAACUUGUGGAGAAGCCGAGCCUUUGCUCCGAUUAGCUGCAUUGCCUGAAAUCCGACAAGAAAAAGCAAAAUCCAGGUCUUUAUGGUGCUUGUCACUCAAGGGUGAAUGGGACACCAUUUUGCCAGAUAUCAUGGCUAUUUUCUUAUUCCUCGGCCUCCUGGAUGCGUUUCCGAAGGAAUUCGUUCCCAAACACUGGGUCCCGGUGGCAUUUUGGAUUGAAAAUAGCCCGUUCCGUCGGUACAUCAACGCCCUUGGAGGAAACAUCCCCGAUUCUCCAGACGCAGUACGCAGGCAGAUGAAUCACUGUACCGCAGCUAUGAGAGCGGCUCAAGCAUGGUGUACAAAGGGCGGUUUUGACCCCAUCGACUGGGAGGGUAUUUUCAUGGACAGGUUCCUGUACAUCUUGGGCUUUGAGGCCUGGAACCGGACUCGAGAAGGGGAAGGCUAUCUUGGCUGUGAUUUGAAUGUCACCAAGACUGCAAAAUCACUUAGCAGAGUGGGCAAGGAGGACCUUGAUGAGUAUAUUUCAAUGCAGCAGGGGCCAAGUCAGAGGGUGGGAAGUUCUUCAAAGUCAAUGGAUCCUCUUAAGUUGAGGGAGCCAAAGCAGGAGGUCGUGCCUGAGUUGAAUGAAGAGGAACGCCAGGAGCAGGAGAAAUUGGCUUUGCUCGAAUCAUACGAGCAGGAUUACGGGCGGAAGAGAAGUACAAAAUAUCUGACACGGCACAAAGACUAG